Molecule: messenger RNA, 1285 nt
Organism: Caenorhabditis angaria
Lineage: Eukaryota; Metazoa; Nematoda; Chromadorea; Rhabditida; Rhabditidae
Source: the annotation of a GenBank genome assembly
AUGCCGCCAGUUCCACAACAACAAGUUCAAGCACACCAAUUUGGUGGUGGUGGAAAAUUUGCACCAAUCGCUCCACCAAAACCAUCAAUCACACCAUACUCAGAUGCGACAAACUGCAAAAAGAGCUCAAAUCACAUCAAAAGACCAAUGAAUGCAUUUAUGGUUUGGAGUCAAAUGGAACGACGAAAGAUUUGUGAACAUCAACCUGAUAUGCACAAUGCUGAAAUCAGUAAGCAACUUGGGUCGAGAUGGCGACAUUUGACAGAGGAGGAAAAGGCACCAUUUGUAGCAGAAGCGGAGAGAUUAAGAGUUAUGCAUAUGCAGGUAAGAUUUGAAAAAAAUUGGGGAAACUGAUAAAAAUAAGAAUUUUGAGAAAUAAGAAUUUCCAUGAAAAAUCGUUUUUUUUUACUAGAAACUUUUCCAAAAACUUUGAAAUUUCUCAAAACUCUGAGCGAUAGAGCGAACUUGUGCCUAGAACCCGACAGUUUCUCCAUGGACACAGAUCGAAAAAUGUUAAUUUUCCCAUUUCUAGGAAUACCCUGACUAUAAAUACAAGCCACGCAAGAAGCCAAAGAAGAAUCCAGAUGGUUCAUUGCAACAACCAUCUUCAUCAGCAGCAGGAUCAGGAGCCUCCGCAUCUUCGCAACAACCACAACCAACACCCUCAACAUCGAAAAACUCGAAUCCAGGAGGAAGUUCAGCAGGAUCAUCAAGAAAACGAACUUACACUGAAGAUUUCUCGAAUCAAAGCAAUAUGGCGAAGGCGAUUAAAAUGGAACCAAAAUAUGGUUAUCCAAGUCCACCGGAAUUCAAUCACAAUCCAUUGACACCGGAAUCUGGAUUUUAUGAUGAUUUCUAUCAUUAUCAACAACAACAAGCACAGCAAGCUGCUCAACAACAUCAACAACAUCAUCAUAAUAUGUUUGCACCAAAUAAUAGUAACCCAUUUUAUGUGCAAACUAGUCCGCCAUCAUCGCAUGAGGUAACUUUUCCUAUUUAUAAUAUUAUGAAAAAUAUUAACCAUUUGUUUUUGCAGGAUGAUAUGCGAUCUCUUAGUUCAAGUUCAUCUGGUUAUGGAAGUAUUCCACCAUCCACAGAUUGCCAAAUUCAUGAAAACUUUGCCACACAAAUUGCACCAAUCGAAAAUGUGCCAGCUCCACAAAAUUCCCAACAAAAUACGGCACAAGGAAAUGCCGACGAUUUUUCGGGAAUCUGCCCAACAAUCACUGAUUUGCCAUUUUAUGGAACCUAUUUGUGGGACGAGGUGUACAAGACAAUUUUGUAA